AUGGGGAAGAAACGGCAAGUUAAGAAGGCCGAUGAGAGUACCGAUGAUGCUGGAACCGUGGUGAGAGGAAAUGACGUGCGUUUCGAGCUUUCAGACGAAAAUUCGGCUGGAUCAGCGAGGAGAAAAUCGAAAAGUAAGAAGAAACCAAAUGGCACAGUCCCUGAAGCUGAAGUCUACGAUAAUGAGACAGAAUACCCCAGCUCACGGAUUAUCAAACGAGCCCCAAACGGGGACGUUAUAGUGGAGUCUUUGGAGGAAACGGACCGCGCCAAAUCCACAAAAGAAGAUCCGGGCAUCUCUGCAAAAUUGGAUAUGCAUUGGGAAACGCUGAGUAAAGAAGAGAAGAAACGCAUGCUCCGGAUCGAGAAGCAAGAGGUGUUCGAGGUGAUCAAGACUUACCAAUCGAGCAACAACUGCAACUGCUCGGUUUGUGGUCGUCGUAACGUUGCAAUGGAACAGGAACUAGAGCAAAUAUACAACCGACUACAUGACAAUGCUAAAGAGACAAACUCGGACACAGAUUUCGUACUGUUCCACCUGAAUAUGAUCAAAGAGCUGCAACGGGCCAAUGCAAGUGCCACUUCGGUAGCCACGGGUGAAGAGCGGCUGAAUGCUGAUCGAUCCGACUCCCCUUCUCCACAAUAUCUCGAAGAUAUGCGGGACGAAGCUGUCAAGUACUGUCUGUCCAGUAAAGCUGUGGAGUCUUUGAAAGAAGAGGUUUUGCAGUUCAAGCACAACAAGCAGCGGCAACAGCAACUUCGUCGACAGCAACGAGAAGCAGAAAUACAUCCACCGUUUGCGGAAGAACGUGACAACGUGGCCACGAUACAGGAUGAGCAUCAAGUACCUUCACCGCUGCCGCAGCAACCACAGAAUUUACAGCCGAUGUCUCAACAAGAUCCGGAAUACUACCUAAACUCUUUUGAAGGGGCUUCGAUGUCCAACGAGACCCCAGCCCAACUCCGAGAAAAAGAAAUAGAACUUCGUCAACUUAUGCAGCAACGGCAGCCUUUGAACCCGGCCACACUAUCCUCACAAAGAGAUUUGCAAGGUUCUGAUUCGCAAAAUGUGCUUUUGGGACAGCUUGUUCAACGCAUGCCGAAAGUUCCCUCUGUAGAUGAUCAGGAACCGCCCACGAAUGAAGAACUCAAAGAUCGGUACAUGAAUUUUGCGAAAACUUUCAUUUCAUCCCACCCUAAGAUAGCACACGAGUACGUCAACAGAAUGAUGAUGUAUCCCGACUUGAGAGCCUUGACGGAAGAUUUGAUGUACAAUAAUGGUCAAAAUUUCAUCAAAGCAAUGGAGGAUUACGUUGUUCAAAAGGGAAACGACUACCGGGAAGAACAGCAGCCUGAAGAGGUGCAAGAUCCCACGCAAACGCCAGCUGAAAGAGUACCAUUGACGCCGGAGCAGUACGCCAAUGUUCAGAGACACAUCGCUGCCGGAAUGACGGCUUCUUUCGAAAGCCAAGCUAGGGAACUGCAAAUAGCUGCUGAGCGCGAUGGGAAGAGUCUUUUUGAGCAAUUUUUAGCCGGCGAAGACCCUAUAAGCCUGUUACUGAAAUCACUCCCAAAGAACAAUGGCGUUCAGGGGGAACAAAUGAUGGCAACCCGUGAGGUUCAAGAAGAGAUUGAUUACGACGACGAAGAGGAAUACGAUGAGGAAGAGUAUUCGGACUAUGAAGAUGAAGAAGAAUCAGAGUACGAGGAAGAAACCUAUGAAGAAAAUGAAAUUGAUGAAGAAGAAUAUUUACACCAUCAUCACACACAGCACCCACACCACCAUGAGCAUCAAUUGGAUCUUGGUGAAGAGGAGAUUAGUACUGCUGGAAACGAAGAUGAAUAUGACAGUGGUAUCGACGAACAAGAACGUUUGGAGGAAGGUAGAAGACUAAUUCAGAUCGCAAUCACAAAACUCCUUCAGAAGAAACUGGUCAAUUCCUACCACGAAAAACAAGCUGAAAACAACCGCCUGAGGUUGCUACAAGAACUCGAAGCCGAGGAAGUGAAAAAGCGUGAGAAAGAAGAGAAAAAGCAGCGCAAGCGCGAGAAGGAAAAGGAAAAGAAAAGAGCGCAGCAAGUUGCAAAGGAGCAGGAGAAGAAACGUAAAGAAGACGAAGAAAUACGAGUGAAGCAGGAAGCCGAAGAGCGUGAAAUGCAACGAAGGGAAGCUCAAAGGCAAAGAGUAGAGGAAACCAAGCGCAAGAAGGACGAAGAAAAAAGACGAAAACUAGAGGACCAAAGACGCAAGGAAGAAGAACAACAGCGACAAAAGAAGGCCAAGGAAGAACAAAAAAGGAAAAGAGAAGAGGAGAAGCGUUUGAAGGAAGAAGCCAAGCGUCAAAAAGAAGAAGAGUUGAAAGCACAAAAGGAGGUCAAGCGACUAGAACAAGAACGUAAGAAGCAGCUGGGCGAUGCUGCCUCUACAGCUCAAGAAUUGCAGAAAAGGAGAGCAUCGGAGACACCAUCUCAGCGCCGCUUAAGCACUCCCCCUGAGGCGGUGCCUUACGGAGUCCCUCAAUCCUCUGCAAAUAAUGACGAUCUCUUCCACAUGAUUAACGAAGCUGCAUCCAAAUCUUUAUCCACAUCUUCUUCUCAUCUUCAGACCCUUCUUCAACCCCAGGUCUCGCGAACAACCAUGCAACAGCCGCCAACAACAGGCAUCUCUGUCAACAGCAUGGGACUAAAUCCAAACUGGCAAACGUCAGAGGCAUUUUCUAAUGCCUCUUAUGAUUCUUUGGCCUCGGGUGCGAAGUCCUUGGAUAACACUUGGGGCAAUAUGAGUGGUCUUUUCCAGACGUCGCCCAGAAAGGUGCAGCCUCAUGAAUUGGAUAAUCAAAACGCAAUAUCUUCCCAGCAACAUAUACCUCAGUACCCUCAAUUCGGUGAAGGUAUAGAAGACCGCAAGAAAUCCUUCAAUGACGAGCUCGACAGCUUGACGAACUUCUUGUCGUCGACAUCCCUGGCAGGAAAUCAAACGUCCUCAGCAGGCUUCCAAAUACCAGAGAAGCUGUGGUCUGGAGUGGACCAAAGCUCUCAUUCUGGUGUUCCUUACUCGUCGAGUUUGAACACUGGCACUCCUGUUAACAACGGAGUGAAAACGCAGCGCAAAUCGAUUUGGGAAAACGACGCGCCUUUGGGCGCCAGUCCCAGCAUGGGAAGCAUUGCUCCCAACAUUUGGAAUGGUGUGAACUCCUCUCUCCCCGCGGUAUCGACCGAGCUACGACCUGACACCAUCCAACAGGCCUACAUUCUAUCUCGCGGAGAGCUCAACUCUGACUUUGUCGAUGUCGAUAAACUGUAUCGCACUAUUGCGACGCUUGUGAAGGAUCCAAACGCUGUGAGCUACAACAGCUAUCUCGGACAGCUUGUAAGUAUGCGCUCGACGCACAAUUGUGAGCUUCUGACCAAUGUCAAUGGCAGUAUCACGCAUGUACGAUUUCCCUUCUCGUACUCCCAGCAGCCGCAGCACCCUCCACCGACGCAACCGAAUAUUUUCGACGCGGCACCAAAUGUUGGCACAGCACAGAGCUCCUUUAACAGUACGGCCUAUCCAAACGGACUCUUCGACGAUCUUUACAAUGGCAACAGCAGCGCCAUGCCCGCAUCAAACCCUCCGGUGGUUCCAGGCGUGAAUGCUUCUAAUUACAAUUACGGCCAGAAUUUCGGGCAAGCCCGAACAAGUAACAUCUGGGGAUAA
This is a messenger RNA of Lachancea sp. 'fantastica', 3699 nucleotides long. Lineage: Eukaryota; Fungi; Ascomycota; Saccharomycetes; Saccharomycetales; Saccharomycetaceae. The record is from the annotation of a GenBank genome assembly.